AUGGAUAUAGAGUUUCCAAAAGGUCACAUUGGAGUUAAAAGUUUUGAUGCUGAACUAGUUGAUCAAGAAGGAAAUUCUAUACCCUCAUAUGAAACAUACCUUCACCAUUGGUUUGCCGUAAAAUACCAUCAAAAUAUUACCAUGUCGCACGAUCCUAAGCUUAUUCGUCAAGAAGAUUUCAUUUAUCUAAGAAAUGAAGGCACAUGCAAUGACUAUAUUCUUCCACAUUAUUGGGGAUUUGGAGUGGAAUCACGAGGAACAACAUCAAAAAUUCCUGAUCCUUUUGCAAUAGAAGUAGGUAACCCUACAAAAAUUCAGAAUGGAUUUGAAGAGAAAUGGUUACUCAACAUCAUGGUCAUUGAUACACGUGGUGCACAAGACAAGAAAGGUUGCACAGAAUGUAGAUGUGACCUUAUUAAUCUUCCAAAAGACUUCUAUAAUGUCACAAGAGAUAUACAUAACCAAACAAUAACUCCUACAAAUUAUAAAGAUGGACUAUUUUGUUGUCAAGAUAAUGUACAAUGCAAACUAAGCGAAGAUUUUCAAGGUCCAAGAAGAAAUGUUUCCAUGAGAUACAAAAUAAGUUGGAUUGAUUGGAAUAAAAAUCAAGUACCACUCAAGGUUUAUAUACUUGACUCAACAGAUAAAGUAAGAUCAAAUGGUUCCCAAAUAAUUCAUGAUUGUCAGGCAGAGUAUACUAUUCAACCAAAUGGUGUUGGUGACACUCCUCUUGUCCAAAUGGCAGAUAUACCAAUGGAAAAAGGAGGUUAUUUAAUCUUUGGACAGGAUGGAAGGACUCUAUGUACUUCAACACCAAAGUAUGGAACAGGAAUAGAGGCAGGAAAUGAAGAAGGAUAUUUGAUUGGAAUGUCGGUUUGUUAUCCACAACCUGGAUCUAUCCAGAUUAAAAAUGGUGAAAUUUUGACUGUGGAAUCUAGAUAUAAAAAUGAAUUUCGUACGGGAGCUAUGGGUCAUUUCUACAUGUAUAUUGCUGAGAAUAUACCAUAA
This is a messenger RNA of Vigna angularis (adzuki bean), 1008 nucleotides long. RefSeq lists its product as uncharacterized. The coding region runs from base 1 to 1008 and encodes 335 amino acids. The record is from RefSeq and is a predicted model, not a curated record. Lineage: Eukaryota; Viridiplantae; Streptophyta; Magnoliopsida; Fabales; Fabaceae. The transcript is spliced from 3 exons.